AUGAACAUAUUAAUCCUUUUUGCACUGAUUUCCAUCAGUGCGGUACACUGCGGUCCUAUUCAAGUGAAAGAUAAUAAUAUAGGAGACCUUAUCAAUGUGAGAGCUGAUCUAGAUGCUACCAUCACACGUGGUGUUAACGCCAACCUUCAAGAUGUGAUCAUUGCUUUAGUGAAGAAUAGUGAGCUACGACCACCUCCACCACCACCGUUGCCGUACCCACCGCCACCACAGUCGCCAUAUCCGCCGCCACCACAGUUGCCGUAUCCACCGCCACCACAGUUGCCGUACCCACCGCCACCACAGUUGCCAAAUCCCCCGCCACCACAGUCGCCAUAUCCACCGCCACCACAGUUGCCGUAUCCACCGCCACCACAGUUGCCGUACCCACCGCCACCACAGUUGCCAAAUCCACCGCCACCACAGUCGCCAUAUCCACCGCCACCACAGUCACCGUAUCCACCGCCACCACAGUUGCCGUACCCACCACCCCCGCAGUUGUCGAAUCCACAACUACCAUAA
Molecule: messenger RNA, 519 nt
Organism: Armigeres subalbatus
Lineage: Eukaryota; Metazoa; Arthropoda; Insecta; Diptera; Culicidae
Product: nematocyst expressed protein 4-like
Exons: 1
Coding region: 1-519 (172 amino acids)
Source: RefSeq, a predicted model, not a curated record